Rana temporaria (common frog) is the source of this 2407-nucleotide messenger RNA. It is a transcript of the gene DCSTAMP, whose product is annotated as dendrocyte expressed seven transmembrane protein. Bases 291 to 1712 code for a protein of 473 amino acids. The transcript is spliced from 3 exons. Gene Ontology annotation, cellular component: membrane. The record is from RefSeq and is a predicted model, not a curated record. NCBI's taxonomy places the organism in Eukaryota, Metazoa, Chordata, Amphibia, Anura, Ranidae.
UUCACAAUGAUUCAUGUGUUCGUAGUGGCCAGUUGUGUCCACAUGCCUUUCCUGUUUUUGUUUUUUUUCUUUUAGCAAAAGAUGUAAAAUGAUACUUUGGCUUCGCCAACAAUUCCCCAAACAAUAUAGAGUAGAUUUCCAAUCGCCCUCAUCAAUGCAAGUUCCUAAUUUCUGUCUCUAAUUCUUGAUUCUUCAGAAGAAGAAUUUUUCCAUUUUGUAAAACCUUCAAGGAUCCUUUUUUUUAUUUAUUUUUUUACUAUUCUUUGUUUUUUUUUUCCUUCAGAUUGAUCAUGUUUGCCAAAAUCGUUGCAAUGCUUUUCAGCUGUGCCAAGAUUUUUGUCUCAGGCAAAGAAUGUGGAUGGAGGAACAGAAUGGUUUUUGGCUUACUUUGCCUCCUUCUUGGAAUAACAGUGAGUUCUUUCUUGAUUUUGGUUUUGGUGCUAUCAAAGGUUGGAGUUGGAUCGGUUAACUUAAGCAUCACUUUUUCCUUUGGAAUUUUGGUAUUUGUUCUUGCCUGCGUUUCUAAGUCGGCACGUUGUAUGAGCGUCUUGUUCCUCUUGGCAUGCGGCAUGAGAGAAGGCAGAAAUGUACUCAUCACCAUUGGAACCAGCAUAGUUGUCUUUAAUAACGUAAGAAAUAUCCUGGGAAACCUAAAAAUUGUGGCAGACAGUAUCAUCUGCAACCUGGAAGCCAAGCGCGUUUCUCUAAAAGUUGUACCUUUCGAUUUUUACUCCAAUUGGCUAUCUUCAAUAUAUGUCUAUGCAAAACAACAAUUUUUUAACCCAUUUUCAGAUGUCGUCUCCUUGUCUGAUGAUUUUCAAUGUGAAAUAAGGAUUUCGGAUCAUGAACUUAAUGUUAUGCUUAAUGAAACAAAAGCACGGAUGCAAACUGCGUCUUCGAGUAUUUCUUCGGUGUUCGGUAUUAUGACAUUUGCCGGCCGCAUAGUUUUUCUCAUUGGAGGAAUUUCCAUCAUCCUGGUUGGAACCUGGAUCUUUUUUAAAAAAUUCCUGAUUCUAAACAAAGCCAAUAACUCGUAUAUUACAAAGGCAUUUGUGCUGUAUGAUGAGGAACAGCAAAACACCUUGCGUGUUCUUCCUCUCAGUAGGAAGGAGCAGAACAUGUACAUCCAAAUUCCCAGCCUAAGAACCUCAGAUAAACAAAAGCUGAAUGUGGCUCUGUAUUUCCUUCCCAUAAUGACAAAUAUUUUGAUUUGGACUUUAAUUUCAUUUUUAGAUUUUAUGCUUUACUGGCUGAUUCUUACUGUAACGAAACACCUAAAAAGUUUGGAAAUGGCUGUAGCUCCAAUAACCAUGACCUUUUCUCACACUCAUAUGGACCUCAAAGAUUUGUUCAAUUUAAGAAGGGCUGACACACAACAACACACCAUGAAUAUUACACUAUUUGAACCUCAGUGUGCCCCAAAACCAGAGCUCUCCCUUACUGCCUCGUGGAUCCCAUUGACCAUAUUAAUCGGAGUACUAGUCUUCUUUGGUUUAUUCUCCACUUUCCUGAUACAAAUGAAAUUAUUGGUGAUGGCUUCCUUCUACCCAUCCAAAGAGUUUGAGAGAGUCCAAUACCUUCAUCAGAAGAUACUGGAAGAAAGGUCACAGGAAACACUGGCCAGCAAAUUAAAUCAAACUCUCAGGAACAUUCUGGCACAGGCUAAUUUCUGGUUCCCAAUUCUAACAAGGAAACAUUAUGUGAACAGCUAAUGAACUGAGAGAUUAACUCUUUGCUAUACAUCUACUGUGGUGUAUUUUAAAAUAAAGCUGUGGUCACUGAUAUUACAGUAUGUCUUGGCCGAUCCUACUACCGCUUUGAUCAAAAACAAUACUCAAGUCUUUGAUGUUGGAUGCCACUGUGGACUGCUAUCAAUCAAAUGUUCCAGAGCAUUUAAAAAAAAUAGCCUCGGGUCCUUAUAAUAAACUUAUUUUUCCAGCAAGGGGAGUUAUGUAGUACAGGUAUGCGCCAGACUGGGAUAUGUUAAUUCUUUUUCACAUGUGCAUAAAAACGUAUGAAACUCAUGUGCAUUUAAACAUAUUUAGAUACAUUUUAUAAGGGUUUUUGUGCGCAUUGAUGGGUGGGUGUGUUUUUUUUUCUGUUUCCUGAGUCAACAUAUUACUACUUUUACUUGUGUUACAAUUAUGUGAAUUUUACAUGCUUUUAUGUGCAUUGCGUUGUGGUAAAUUGCAUAAGUGGUGAGCAAGCCUUGUGCUUGGACAGGAGUUAUCCUUGCAGCUAAAGAGUACAAUCAGCAUUCUAUUAUACAAAUACAAAACAUUUCUUCAUAGAUGCUCGCUGAUGGCUGCCAUUACUAGUAAAAACAUUUUUUUUUUACCAAAAAUAGGUAGCAGAAUACACGUCACCUCGCGAAACGGCCCCGCUCGUCCCUGAUCCCGACGCGCGU